Messenger RNA from Linum trigynum, 1882 nucleotides. The record is from the annotation of a GenBank genome assembly. Lineage: Eukaryota; Viridiplantae; Streptophyta; Magnoliopsida; Malpighiales; Linaceae.
GAAAAUGCCAGAAACCCCAAAAUUUCCUGCACGAGACGCCUCUUUUUUUUCUCGCUCUUCCCCACUCUGCACAGCACACUAACCGCCUCCCUCCUCGCGUCACCAUUUCCCUCUCCUCUCGAUCCUUCCUUCCCUGCCUUUCUAAUUUCUCACACUUCCUUUUUCUUCGUCAUCCAAUCCCCCAUAUCUCUGGUUUCCCUUCCAUUCCACUUCUUCUAUCCUCCCCUUUUUCCAUACGUGCGGAAUCCCAGUCCCCCUGUCUGCCGUGAGAAAAGAAAAGAACAGAAAAGGCAGAAUGAAACCCCGUCGGUGCAAAAAGAAAACAGAGGUCGAAACUGUCACUCAACAACGACCACAAGAUCCGUUUGCUUCUGAACUCACAAUUCUCCGCUUCACUUGACCAUCCGUCUCUUUCCAAUUUUCUUUCCUUAUAAUUUCAGAGAUUUUUGUGGAUCUCCCUCAGUCAGUUAAGAUUGGUUUAUUCGUUCCAUCUCCUUCGCCAUGGACCUGAGCUUGGUCAAGAAAACGGGCCUCCUCAACUACACUCGCAAAAACAAGAACUGGGUUCUUCUCCUGGCGGCACUGGGUUUCUCUUCCUACGGCGCGUACAAAGUCUACAACUCGCCCUCCAUCUCCAUGAGGCGCAGAAGAUUGCUCAGGCUUCUCGGAGCUUUCCUCUCCAUGGGCGAUGCAAUCUCCAAUUCCGCAGAGACAAUCAGCGUCGUCUCCAACGAAUUCAAGGACUUCAUCAAAUCGGAGUCCGACCGAGUCCCCAACAGCAUGAAUCAGAUGUCGAAACUCUCCAGGUCAAACGAAUUCUCCGAAUCGGUCGUCAUUUUCACGAAAGCCCUAACCGUCGGGAUCUUGACCGGAUACCAACCCACUUCCAAUUCAGGUCCGGGAUUCAUGGACAGCGUAAUCGACAAGCUCGCAACUCCAUCUGGGUCGGGCUUCGUUUCGGCAAUCGUCGGCAGCUUCGCUCGAAAUCUGGUCGCGGCCUAUUACGAGUGCUCUUCAGAACAGGGCAGCGGCGGCUCUGCUUCAGAAUUGAUGGAAUUGCUGUGCAGUCCGAAAUGUAAAGACCUAAUCGCCGACUGCACUCAGCUGUUCGUCAGCACCGCCGUCGCGGUUUACCUCGACAAGACGCUCCACAUCAACUCUUACGAUCAAUUGUUUGCCGGGUUGACAAAUCCGAAGCACGAGGACCAUGUCAAGGAUCUGAUGGUUUCGGUCAGCAAUUCAGCAGUGGCCACUCUGGUGAAGUCGUCCCACGCCGCCUUGACGGCGGAACCCAAGUGGAAGUCGUCGCGGCGGAAAUCAUCGGCGGAGGGGGAAGGUGGAGACAAUUGGGUGGGGAAGAUGUCGUCGACGCUGGCGGUGCCGAGUAACAGGAAGCUCGUGGUGGAUGUGAGUGGGAAAGUGAUGUUCGAGGCGGUGAGGUCUCUGCUGGAGUUUGUGGUGGAGAGGCUGCGGGAAUGCGUCGGCGCUGUUCAUCAGGCAGUUGUGGAGAAUGGGUUUGAAGCUGCCAGAUACGUGACGGCGAAAUCGUAUGCUGUGACGGAUUUGUGCCUCUCUUUGUGCUUGAGUGUGCUGGACUCUGUGACUUGGAUUCUGGUACCGGUGUGAUGGCUGCGAAUUUGGCUUGUAUAAAGAUACGCUUGUUGUAUUCCUUCUCAUGUUGUUUCAUUCAGAUGCAAGAAAAGAACCUGUUAAUUUGGUUGAUCAGUGGACAAAAUCUGCUUAAGUUUGAUAUAAGGUCUUAUAGAAAUGUCAUAAAACAACUUGUAUAGUUGAUUCUUUUCUUGUAAAAUGAUAAGAUCGCCAGAAAAUACCGCUUUGUAAGGACACCUUUUUACUCUUUGAUUAAAAUGAUGUGAUGUUU